Molecule: messenger RNA, 1108 nt
Organism: Vidua chalybeata
Lineage: Eukaryota; Metazoa; Chordata; Aves; Passeriformes; Viduidae
Gene: EBNA1BP2
Product: EBNA1 binding protein 2
Exons: 9
Coding region: 25-960 (311 amino acids)
Biological process (GO): ribosomal large subunit biogenesis; rRNA processing
Cellular component (GO): preribosome, large subunit precursor; nuclear periphery; nucleolus
Source: RefSeq, a predicted model, not a curated record
CCGGAAGCGGCGGUGGCGGCAGCGAUGGCGGCAGCGGUGGCGCCGCGUGGGUCCUUCUCGGACUCCGGCUCGGACUCGGAGGAUUCCUCGCUCUCGGACUCGGAGCUCCAGGAGGCCUUCGCGAGGGGCGCGCUGAAGCCGGGGCUCAACGUGGUGCUGGAGGAGCGGCCGAAGCGGCGCAAUGACACGGACGGCCUGAAGCAGUGCCUGGCCGAAUUCAGGCAGCAGCUCGCGUGGGUGGAAAGGCUGGACGUGACCCUGGGCCCGGUCGCGGACCCCGUUUCUCAGAGUGCUUCUGCGUCUGAUGCCGUUGACCCUGAGAAUGAUUUCCAGAGAGAGAUGAGUUUCUACCGGCAGGCGCAGGCGGCUGUCCUGGAAGCCCUCCCUAGGCUGCGUAAGCUGCAAGUUCCCACGAGGAGGCCGGAUGAUUACUUUGCAGAGAUGGCCAAAUCAGACCAACAGAUGCAGAAGAUUCGACAGAAACUUAAGAGUAAACAGGAAGCAAUGGAAAGGUCUGAGAAAGCAAAACAACUCCGUGCAAUGAGAAAAUACGGCAAGAAGGUGCAAGUUGAGGUUCUGCAAAGAAGACAAAAGGAGAAGAAAAAUAUGUUGAAUGCAGUCAAGAAAUACCAGAAAGGUCUCUCUGACAAGCUGGACUUUCUAGAUGAAGAGCAGACGUCAUCUCAAGGGAAUAAAAAAGGCAAUGCAAGUCAACGGACAAAGAAGGGACCAAAUGCCAAAAGACGAUACAAAAACCAGAAGUUUGGUUUUGGUGGGAAGAAGAAGGGCUCAAAGUGGAACACAAAGGAGAGUUUUAAUGAUGUAUCCAGCUUCCAGUCAAAAGUGGCUCACAACAAAGGCCCAGGAAAAGGAGGAAGAGGAGGAAAAGGAGGGAAAAAAGCCCUUAAUAAGAGACCUGGAAAGAGAGCAAGGCAGAAAAUGAAGAACCGAGCCCGCUAAGAGAACUGUGCUCCCCAGUGGGGUUCCUGUGUUUCUUUGUGUUGCAAGAUGUGUUUCUGCUGUCAUCAAGCAGUAAACUGUGGAGCAAGCUGGAUGCUUUGCAGUGGCAAGGAAAAAAAGUCAGUGGAAACCAGUGCCUUAUCACUAA